AGAGUUUUCAUUACACCGCUACAAGCAUCACGGGAGUCGCCGCUUAUCGCUGCACAAUGAGAGCAGCACUAGCCACUCGCUCAGUUGGCCCGGCACCCUCCAGACGCACGCAUGGCUCCCGACAAAUUCCAUGGCCAAGUGGCCCUUGUCACAGGUGGCGGCAGCGGCAUCGGACGCGCCACUUGCCUGCAGCUGGCUAAGGAAGGUGCCAGAGUGGUGGUGACAUCCCGCACACUGCAGGCGGCCCAAGAGACACUAAGUAUGUUGCCAAAUAGUACGGACCACCUGGCACUGCAGAUGGACGUGACGCAGCAGAGGGUCGUCGAGGGCGUCAUGGCGGCCAUUCGUGAACGGUUCGGGAAGUCACCCACACUUCUAGUCAACUGCGCAGGGUUUUUUGAAAGAGCGCCUCUUGUGGAAAUGGAGGAAUCAAGUUUCUGCAAAGCAAUUGAUGUCAAUUUGAAGGGGACCUUCCUUGUGACUCAGGCUGUUACUAAAGCCUUACUGGAUGAAGACAAAGAAGAGGAAAAGGAGGGAAGAGGCGUCAUAGUGAACAUAGCGAGCAUCAGUGGCAAAACAGGUUUCCCAGGCGCCAGUCACUGUGCGGCCUCGAAGGGCGGAGUUGUUGCUCUAACCAAAUCCUGCGCUGCUGAAAUGGCCAGGAAAGGUAUUAGAAUCAACUGUGUACUGCCCGGGAUAAUUGACACGCCCAUGGCUAGACGCGUUGACCAGAAAGAAAUACAGAAGCGCAUCAGUGUGAACCCCUUAGGGAGGGCUGGCAGACCAGAAGAGGUGGCCGAAGUUGUGGUGUUCCUGCUGUCGGCGCGCAGCAGCUACAUGGUGGGGGCCUGCGUGGAGGUCACGGGCGGGUCAGGCCUGCACUGCCCCUGGACCCACUCAGCUGGCGCAGCAGCAGUGGACGCAUCAAUGGCUCCCAGCGACUUUACCGGACAGGUGGCUCUUGUGACAGGUGGCGGCAGUGGCAUCGGGCGCGCCACGUGCUUUCAGCUUGCCCGCGAUGGUGCACGUGUCGUGGUUACGGACAUAAAUGUCCAGACGGCCCGUGAAACCCUCAGUCUGAUGCCAAACCCCGAGAAGCACCUGGCGCUGCAGAUGGACGUGACACAGCAGAGUGCCGUGCAGAGUGUUAUCACCACAGCUCGGGACAAGUACGGAGAGCCACCCAGCCUGCUGGUCAACGCCGCCGGUAUCUUGAUCACUGAUCCAUCCGUUGACAAGACGGGCACUGAUGUGAUCAACGUGAAUCUUAAGGGCAUCUUCCUUGUGACCCAGGCCUUCACUGAGGAGCUGCUGCGAGGGAACGAAGGGGCACAGGAAGAAAAGGGUGUUAUAGUCAACAUAGCAAGCAUAAUUGGCAAAAUAGGUCACCCAAAAAACAAACACUACGCAGCCUCGAAAGGUGGUGUUAUUGCUUACAGCAAGUCCUGUGCCGCCGAGAUGGCCAGAAAGGGUAUCAGAGUCAACUGUGUAUUGCCCGGCUUGGUGAAAACUGCCUUGAGCAAACGACUUUCCGAAGAACAAUUUCAGGCAUUUAUUGACAAAACCCCUCUUGGAAGAUAUGGCAAAACGGAAGAGAUAGCUGAGGUGAUCGUGUUCCUGCUGUCAAGGCGCAGCAGCUUCAUGGUGGGCGCCUGCGUGGAGAUCUCCGGCGGGGCAGGCAUGUGAUGGGCGCCGCGGUUCGAAGGGUCGUGCCGCGCAGCGAAAGUUGUCUUCAGAAAUAUAAUACUUUACUUGAGCUUUGGUUUUGCAAGUAACGAGAUUGUAAUAGCUGCAGGAUUCUGUAUGUGGAGUGUUUAAUAUGCCUGCUUUAAAAAGAUAUACAUAAAAUAUCUUUUCAUUGUAUUUUUUUUCAAUGCACAAUAAUAAACAUACAUUCAAAGA
This is a messenger RNA of Scylla paramamosain (green mud crab), 1902 nucleotides long. RefSeq names its product (3R)-3-hydroxyacyl-CoA dehydrogenase-like. The transcript has 12 exons. Bases 112 to 1686 code for a protein of 524 amino acids. Lineage: Eukaryota; Metazoa; Arthropoda; Malacostraca; Decapoda; Portunidae. The record is from RefSeq and is a predicted model, not a curated record.